AUGUCAAUACCAGUUUCAUUCAUCCAGAAGCUUGGCAGAGGAGAUUUGGAGUAUGUUCCCAGAGAAGGUUGGGGUGGACUUGAUGGUCAAAACUACGUCAAAGAAAGUAUCCAACUUACUCCUAUAUCCAAUGUGAGGAUAGUAUCCACAGGAGAGCGUGAGGAUAGGUGCAGCAAUGUAUCCGAGUGUGCACAGGUCCUCCGCAGGAUACAGAAGUACCACAUGAAGUUUUGUGGCCUUGAAGACAUCGCUUACAACUACAUGAUAGGAGGAGAUGGCAGGGUAUAUGAGGGAAGGACGUGGAAUUAUCUACCUUACAGGUCUGCAGAGUAUUGCGACCACUUGAGAAAGUCUGUAGUCGACAUAGCGUAUUUGGGCGACUUCAACAAAGUUUCAACUCCUCCAGAUGAUUAUCAAGCAACUUUGAAAUUAUUUAUCAAAUAUUCUAUUGUUGAUAAAAAUAUUAAGCCCGAUUAUACAGAAUAUCAAGAUUUCUUAGAAGAUUCUCAGGAGUAAACGUAUGAUUU
Molecule: messenger RNA, 527 nt
Organism: Macrosteles quadrilineatus (aster leafhopper)
Lineage: Eukaryota; Metazoa; Arthropoda; Insecta; Hemiptera; Cicadellidae
Product: peptidoglycan-recognition protein LF-like
Exons: 4
Coding region: 1-516 (171 amino acids)
Biological process (GO): peptidoglycan catabolic process
Molecular function (GO): zinc ion binding; N-acetylmuramoyl-L-alanine amidase activity
Source: RefSeq, a predicted model, not a curated record